Molecule: messenger RNA, 1646 nt
Organism: Pteronotus mesoamericanus
Lineage: Eukaryota; Metazoa; Chordata; Mammalia; Chiroptera; Mormoopidae
Gene: LEF1
Product: lymphoid enhancer binding factor 1
Exons: 12
Coding region: 1-1200 (399 amino acids)
Biological process (GO): regulation of transcription by RNA polymerase II; canonical Wnt signaling pathway
Cellular component (GO): beta-catenin-TCF complex; chromatin
Molecular function (GO): DNA-binding transcription factor activity, RNA polymerase II-specific; RNA polymerase II cis-regulatory region sequence-specific DNA binding
Source: RefSeq, a predicted model, not a curated record
AUGCCCCAACUCUCCGGGGCAGGCGGCGGCGGCGGGGGGGACCCGGAACUCUGCGCCACGGACGAGAUGAUUCCCUUCAAGGACGAGGGCGAUCCCCAGAAGGAGAAGAUCUUUGCCGAGAUCAGUCACCCCGAAGAGGAAGGCGACUUAGCCGACAUCAAGUCCUCCUUGGUUAACGAGUCCGAAAUCAUCCCGGCCAGCAACGGACACGAGGUGGCCAGACAAGCACAAACCUCUCAGGAGUCCUACCAUGACAAGGCCAGAGAACACCCUGAUGACGGGAAGCAUCCAGAUGGAGGCCUUUACAACAAGGGACCCUCCUACUCGAGUUAUUCCGGGUACAUAAUGAUGCCAAAUAUGAAUAAUGACCCAUACAUGUCAAAUGGAUCUCUUUCUCCACCCAUUCCAAGAACAUCAAAUAAAGUGCCCGUGGUGCAGCCAUCCCAUGCGGUUCAUCCUCUCACCCCCCUCAUCACUUACAGCGACGAGCACUUUUCUCCUGGAUCACACCCGUCACACAUCCCAUCAGAUGUCAAUUCCAAACAAGGCAUGUCUAGACAUCCUCCCGCUCCCGAGAUCCCUACCUUCUACCCGCUGUCUCCGGGUGGUGUUGGACAGAUUACCCCACCUCUUGGCUGGCAAGGUCAGCCUGUAUAUCCCAUCACGGGAGGAUUCAGGCAACCCUACCCAUCCUCACUGUCAGUCGACACUUCCAUGUCCAGGUUUUCCCAUCACAUGAUUCCUGGUCCACCAGGUCCCCACACAACUGGCAUCCCUCAUCCCGCUAUUGUAACACCUCAGGUCAAACAGGAACACCCCCACACUGACGGCGACCUGAUGCAUGUGAAGCCUCAGCAUGAACAGAGAAAGGAGCAGGAGCCAAAAAGACCUCACAUUAAGAAGCCUCUGAAUGCUUUUAUGUUAUACAUGAAAGAAAUGAGAGCCAAUGUCGUGGCUGAGUGUACUCUGAAAGAAAGUGCAGCUAUCAACCAGAUUCUAGGCAGAAGGUGGCAUGCCCUCUCCCGUGAAGAGCAGGCUAAAUAUUAUGAAUUAGCGCGGAAGGAAAGACAGCUACAUAUGCAGCUUUAUCCAGGCUGGUCUGCGAGAGACAAUUAUGGUAAGAAAAAGAAGAGGAAGAGAGAGAAACUACAGGAAUCCACAUCAGGUACAGGUCCAAGAAUGACAGCUGCCUACAUCUGAAACAUGGUGGAAAACGAAGCUCAUUCCCAACGUGCAAAGCCAAGGCAGCAGCCCCGGGACCUCUUCUGGAGAUGGAAGCUUGUUGAAACCCAGACUGUCUCCACGGCUUGCCCAGUCGACCCCAACUGAGAAUCAACACCAACUUCACCCUGAGGUCACUGCUAGAGACACUGAUCCAUAAAGACAAUCACUGCCAAACCCCUUUCAUCUACUGCGAGAGCCAAGUUCCAAAAUAAAGCGUUCAAGGUUUUUUCAAAGAAAAUUAAAAAGCACAUGAGUUUGCUAGCAGGCCCUGGGUCCGCUGAGCAGCUUGCCGCCUCCCCUCACGUCCGCUGCGCCCUUCCCAGAGCAUCUUGCAUCCAUACCUGUACGCUUCUGGCAAGGACGGUCACUCGGCUGCCUGGGCCGCCACGAGCAACUGCAGCCUGCCGCCGGCCGCCCGCCGC